Molecule: messenger RNA, 1679 nt
Organism: Beta vulgaris subsp. vulgaris (sugar beet)
Lineage: Eukaryota; Viridiplantae; Streptophyta; Magnoliopsida; Caryophyllales; Amaranthaceae
Product: transcription factor bHLH94
Exons: 3
Coding region: 401-1525 (374 amino acids)
Biological process (GO): regulation of transcription by RNA polymerase II
Molecular function (GO): RNA polymerase II cis-regulatory region sequence-specific DNA binding; protein dimerization activity; DNA-binding transcription factor activity, RNA polymerase II-specific
Source: RefSeq, a predicted model, not a curated record
CAGCUUAAAAACCUUCCACCCAUAAAUCAUAAUCAUCACAAAUUCAUAUUCCCAUCUCAAAAUUGCGUUUCUCUCUCUCUUCUACCAAUCUCUCUGCUCUUUUAUGUGUUUGUCUUUCUGUAUAACCUCUGUAUAACCCUCACGUGCAAGAAGCUAUAGCCUGUAGUUUUUAACUAUACUGUAUUAGUACUGUACAUUUCCCUUGGAACCUGCAUUUUACUUACUUUGUUUUCUGGGUUCUUUUUUUUUUGGUAUGACAGGGCUUAUAAAAGCUGCCAAUAUCAUAAAAAAGUAGUCUUUUUCAUUCAUUUCUUUCAGAUGCUCUUCUUCUUCUACAAUAACGAAGAAUCAUCUUUUUCUUCCAACUUUUUUCAUCUUUUUCACUAAUCCCAUUAUAAUCAUGGCAUUAGAAGCUGUUGUUUUCUCUCAAGACCCACUAAUUACUACUUAUAAUUGUUGUUCUAGUAGUAACAACAAUAAUAACUUUGGAAUUAACUAUGAGUUCUCUAAUUACUAUUCCUCUAAGAUAGAGGACAGUUUCAAGGUACCCUUUAAUAUUGGGUUAUUUGAUGUUAAUAGUAACAAUAAUAAUGUUUAUGAUUACUCCAAUACUUCGGAAAUAAUCCUUGAAAAUAAUUGGAAUAAUCAUUAUGUUCCUCAAAAUUAUUCCUCGCCAGAAGAUAAUCUAUAUCUAUCUGGCGAAGCUCCGCCGCCUAGUACCGCCACAGCGGAAACCGCUGCUGGCGGUACGCGUAGGAAGAGACGGCGGCGGAGCUGUAAAAAUAAAGAGGAAGUGGAACAUCAAAGGAUGACUCACAUUGCUGUGGAACGAAAUAGGCGGAAGCAAAUGAAUGAGUACCUUGCUGUUAUUAGGUCCUUGAUGCCUUCUUCAUAUGUUCAAAGGGGAGACCAAGCAUCAAUAGUAGGAGGAGCAAUAAACUAUGUGAAAGAGCUAGAGCAACUAUUGCAGUCAAUGGAGGCAGAGAAGAGAUCCGACAAACACCAACGCCACGACGAACACCAACGACAGCCAUCGCCACCUUCGGGUGGCGAUGGCGGUGAUAGAAAAUUUGUUGGUAACUCGGGAGACACAGCAGCAUGGCCACUACUAUUUGCUGAUUUCUUCAGCUUCCCUCAGUACUCAACUCGGUCAAAGCCGAACUCACCAGGAUCAGGAUCAGGGUCCGGAUCAGGGUCUGGGUCUGUGUUAGGGAGCAGCAACUCAGUGACUAGCAGUAACUCGAGUGUAGGUGACAUUGAGGUGACAAUGGUGGAAAGCCAUGCAAACGUCAAAAUAUUAGCAAAGAAGCAACCGAAGCAACUACUUAAAUUAAUUGCUGGAUUUCAGGGUCUUCGCCUAAAUGUUCUCCAUCUUAACGUCACUACUGUUGACUCUUUCGUCCUUUACUCUUUAAGCCUCAAGGUUGAGGAUGGUUGCCAGUUGAAUUCAGUUGAUGAUAUCGCGGCAGCUGCUAAUCAUAUCCUUGGGCAAAUUCAAGAAGAAGCUGAAGAUCAGUUACUUUAAUGCAAUAGUAGUAUGAUCAUAAAGCAUAAUUUUAGCUUCCAAUAAUAUGUAUUAGCACUAAUGACAUAGUGGGGUGUAAAAUAAUUCAAAAAAUUUCCCCCCCUCCCCCUCUUUUAUAAUUGGAAUUAUAUAAUAUGAUCCACUUUUUCUAUUA